CUCUGACACGGCCCACCACCCCGUUGCCGACCGCCACGCCACCCUCUCUUUGGCCGCGCCGCCUCUCUCCUUCCUCCCCUCCCCUACUAUUCCCCUUGUCCCUUUCCUUUCUUUGUUCCUCACUAAUCUUUCCAUAUUGGUUUUCAUCUGCUUCAGCUUUCAAUGCAAGCCUGAUUAAUCCGAGGGCAAUGAUAAAGAAAAAACACCACAGGUGGGGUUCCUGGUCCUGCUUCUGGUUCUUCUUGUUUUGUGUUGUUCUCGGGUUGGUGAAUUGAGAUGGGACUGAACCUGAACCCACCCAUUUCUCUAUAAAGGAAAAAAAAAAAACAGUACUUUCCCUGCCCCCUUAAAAACCUCUCUUUACUCCAGAUUGAGACCUAUCCUUGGUGGCACUUGUCCAGCUCCGACACCCCGUACACCUCUUCUCCUUCUUUUAUUUAUUUUUACCCUUUUAAACGUAUGCUGGGAUUGAGAGAAUCCUCUUUUUCACAGAUGUUUUGUAAAUGAAGAUUGAAUUUUGGGUUGUUCUUGAAUUUGUCUAUCUGGGUUUUGGAUUACGAAAUCUGGAAAGAUUUAUUGGGGAUGAGGGGGAGAGGCAUAUGCACCUUGUUAUAAGGUAAACAAUCGCCGCCGUGGUUUUGUUUAAGAAUUAAGACACGUUGUUGAGUCCCCCACCUGGUCACUCCUAUAUCUGAAACGCCUCUCUGGUACCCAACCCUGCAUGCACUAAACACAAAGCAGAGCAAUCAGAGGAGAGGAGAGGAGAGGAGAGGAGAGGAGAGUUGAGUUGAGUUGAUUGUUACUAGAGAUGCAGCAAGAAGUAGGAGGAGGUGGUGGUGAUUCUCCGCAGGAUCGGAGGUUGAAGGCGGGGGAGAAUCAGAAUCAGCCACAACAGCAACACCAGCCUCAAAAAUGUCCACGAUGUGACUCUCUGAAUACCAAGUUCUGUUACUACAACAAUUACAGUCUCUCUCAGCCGCGGUAUUUCUGCAAGACAUGUCGGAGGUACUGGACUCAAGGAGGAACCCUAAGGAAUGUCCCCGUGGGAGGCGGUUGCAGGAAAGGAAAACGCACAAAGGCCUCUCCUUCCGGAGACGAUUCAAGAUCAAUUCAGCCGCAGCCACCGCAUAACUUGACGAACCCGGUGAUCGCUGCAAGUCCUGAUUUGAGGGUGAAAGAACCCGGAAACCUUGCUUCACCUUCUGGGAUUUCUUCGGUUGGAUCGUUUUAUCCUGGCGGUGGAUUCCUGUCUUCUUUAGCAGCAAUUCAAUCUUUGCAUCCACCACCGGGAUUCAAUCAACCCCUAAAUCAAACUCUCACCAUCGCCGGUGAUCUCGGUGGUUCUUCCAAUUUGGGUCUGUUUCAGGGAUACAGAGCCGCCAUCCCUUCUUUUGGGUUGCAACAGCCCCCGUCAAUUCCUCAGACCCAUUUCUAUGUGGGAAACAGAGAAAAGGCUGUAACUUCCAUGUACCCAUCUGAUCAAGACACCAUGGCUCCCUCUACCAGGGCUCCUCAGCAACAAAAUUGGCACCAAACUUUCAUCAACAAUGCAAACCCUACAGUCUCCGAUGAGGUUUUAUGGAGUACAAACGGCCCCGCCAGCACCACCAGCACCACCGGCAACACUAACAACACCAACACCAGUGGUUCUUCCUCUUUGAACCCAAAUCGAUGGCCUGAUCUUCCAGGUUUUGGCGCUCCUCCAUAACGUUACUGGAACAGUUAAUGAUUCCGAAGGAAUUCUUUGCAUUUUCAUAUAUCAAGAUAAAAAAAAAAAAAAGCUUACAUUAUAUAUAUUGCACCAAUUUACUUUUGGUUUUGUUGUAUUUUUGUUGGGUCUUGCUAUGAGUUUGUUCAUUUUGCAAGUUGAAAUGUGUAUCUUUAGGUAGCUAUAGGGAGAAUUUUGUAGUGUGGGUAUUCGCGAUUUCAUGUAAAUGAAAACAAUAGCCUCUU
Messenger RNA from Rubroshorea leprosula, 1953 nucleotides. The record is from the annotation of a GenBank genome assembly. Lineage: Eukaryota; Viridiplantae; Streptophyta; Magnoliopsida; Malvales; Dipterocarpaceae.